This is a messenger RNA of Heterostelium album PN500, 1158 nucleotides long. RefSeq names its product trans-sulfuration enzyme family protein (gene cysA). Bases 1 to 1158 code for a protein of 385 amino acids. The record is from RefSeq and is a predicted model, not a curated record. Gene Ontology annotation, cellular component: cytoplasm. Gene Ontology annotation, biological process: transsulfuration. Lineage: Eukaryota; Evosea; Eumycetozoa; Acytosteliales; Acytosteliaceae. The transcript is spliced from 3 exons. Gene Ontology annotation, molecular function: cystathionine gamma-lyase activity; pyridoxal phosphate binding.
AUGGCCAAUAACUAUAGAAUCGGAACAAAGGUUAUUCAUGCUGGUCAACCAGCUGAACCAACUUCAGGCGCUGUCAUCCUCCCAAUUUCUUUGUCAACCACUUUCUUGCAACCAUCACCAAAUGUAUUGCCAGGUGGAUAUGAUUACUCAAGAUCAGGUAAUCCAACUAGAAAAGCUUUGGAGGAAUGUUUGGCAGCUGCAGAGAAUGCCAAGUAUGCUUUAACAUUUGCAAGUGGUUUGGCUACUUUGACUACCAUUAUCAACUCACUCCAAUCGGGUGACGAGGUUAUCUCUGUCGAUGACGUCUACGGUGGAACCAGACGUUACAUGUCACGUGUUGCCGCCAACUUUGGUAUGAAGUUCAGUUUCGUCGAUAUGUCCAAUUUGGAUCAAUUGGCUGCCGCUUUCACAGAGAAGACCAAGUUGGUAUGGUUGGAGACUCCAACCAAUCCAUUGUUGAAGGUCGCCGACAUCAAGUUGGUCGCCGACUUUGUACACAGCAAGAACGCCAUCUUGGUGGUCGACAACACCUUCAUGUCGCCAUACUUCCAGAAUCCAUUGGACUUGGGUGCCGACAUCGUCAUGCACUCCAUCACCAAGUAUAUCAACGGUCACUCUGACGUCGUCAUGGGAUGUCUGGCAACCAACGACGAGGCACUCUACGCCAAGCUCAAAUUCCUCCAAAACUCAAUCGGUGCCGUGCCAUCGCCAUUCGAUUGUUUCCUCGCCAUUCGUGGUAUCAAGACUCUCCACGUCAGAAUGAGAGAGCACGAGAAGAACGCUUUCGCCGUCUGCAAAUUCCUAGAGUCACAUCCAAAGGUCGAUCGUGUCAUCUACCCAGGUUUGCCAUCGCAUCCACAACACGAGAUUUGCAAGCGUCAAAUGAAGGGUUACGGUGGUAUGGUCGUUUUCUUCUGCAAGGGUGGACUCGACGAAUCAAAGAAGAUCUUGGAGAACCUCAAGGUAUUCGCAUUGGCCGAAAGUUUGGGUGGUGUUGAAAGUUUGGUUGAAUUACCAUCAUUGAUGACUCAUGCUUCUGUACCAUUGGAGGAGAGAAUCAAGUUGGGUAUUACCGAUACUUUGAUUCGUUUGUCAGUUGGUAUUGAAGAUGUUAACGAUUUGAUUGCUGAUCUUUCACAAGCAUUGGACAAGAUCUAA